GAAUACUUUUUGGUUAUCCCUCGUACACAGUUUUAAAGUGUGCAUGGUAUUUACUGUCAAAUCGUGAAAUCUGUCAAAAAUAACUGUCACUGCUGUCAGAUUCGAAUCUUAGGUUCGAAUAUGGUUCGAAUUGUUUGAAUAUUUGUGCCGUCUUAUACACUGUUUUAUAGUUUUAUUUUAUACGACUUCCUUUUAAAAAUGAAUACGUCGUUCGAAUUAGUAAGUUCCAUGUCUCCAAAGGUUAAUAAAAACCAUAAACCCGUAAAAAAAGCCCCGACGAUCUUAGCACUAAAGAAAUAUUUAAGAAAGUCACUUGCGUUGAAUAACGCGUUUGCUUCUACGAAAAACGAAUCGAUUAUAAGCAUAAAAUCGAGUAGUGCAAGUUCCACAUCUGAUACUCGUAUUGUAAAUUACAGUCCUAUAGUAAUUUCUGACAGUGAAAACUCUUUUUCUAAUAAGACAACACCUGUGAAACUUGCAGUUGGGUUACUAGACAAGGAACACACAUCUCCAGUGCGAAAAAAAAGUGAAACAGGGCUAUCCAGUGAGAAAUAUAAAAAUAUACAACACUGGCUGGAUAAAGUUAAUAGUUCUAAAAAGGAUUUGUCCGCAUUUACUGAACUGUCUGCCAUUGCUGGAGAUGAAAGUUCUGGCUUCAAACCUCCAGAAAUAAAUGUUGCAGUCAGUUCAACACUACUUGACCCAGAAACAAAGAGGUUUGAUCAAUUAUUUGAAACAAAAGAAACUGCCAUGGGGGUGGAUUUAAAUAUAUCACAACAGAGUAGUUAUAAGAGUGAAAAAGACUUAAAUGAUCUCUCAUAUAAAAGUAAUAAUUUAGUAUUAAAUGAUAGUUUAUUAAGUGAGAACGGUCCAAACGACUCUAAAAACACUAUUGAUGACUCAUUUCAUUUAGAAAUUAAUGAAAGUUUAAGCACAAGACUCCAAAAAGAAAACAAUGACAAUCUUGGUAAACGUGAUAAUGAUAAGCAAAAUCCUGAACUAUGUGAUGACUAUGAAAACUUAUUAGACAGUUUAUAUGGUAAUAGUUGGAGAGAGAAAAAAGAAGACAUUUUACCAUCAUCUGAACCAAGAGCAAAGAAAAAAAUUGAUUAUGUGUCAAUCAAAGUUCCCAAUACUGAAAGACACACAAAUAAAAUACCUGUUAAUGCUCAUGAAGACAAUGGCUCAAAUUUGUUGAAAGCUCUACAAAAAGCUAGAUUUAAAAAGACUCUAGAAUCACCUUUGAUUACAUCUGUAAAAAAAUUGUGUGAUAGUGAUACAGAGUCAGAGAAAAGUGACAGCAAUAAUUACGUACUGCCUCGUAUGAGACUUAAUUUUAAUGAAGAUGAUACUAAUACAGAGAAUAGAGAGAAUCUAAUACCUCCCAGUUCAAACAUUUUUAAAAAGAAAGCACGGAAAAAAGUUACUAUUGAAAAAAAAGCAGACCCACCUUCAAAAAAUAAAAUUACAAAAAAUACAACAUACAGUUUUUUGGCUUCACUGUCAGGAAGCGUGCCUGUUGAAAAGUGUAAUUUGUCAGCCCUAAUCUUCCGAAAUAAUUUUCACCAACAUAAAGAAACACUAGCUGCAAAGCUAUUUCACUUAUUUAAUGAAAACGUUUUUGAGAAUUUAAUACCCAAAGAAACACCCAUUGAGUGGAAUGAUCGAAUGAGAGGUACUGCUGGAAUGUGUUCAUGUAAAAAAACCACCAGACGAACGGGAGUUGUCGAGCGAACAGCGAAAAUUAUUUUAGCCAAAAAAGUACUAGAUUCAGCAGACCGACUAAGGGACACGUUGAUACAUGAAAUGUGUCAUGCCGCGACUUGGAUAGUUAAUGAAAUUUCUGAUGGUCAUGGACCUUUUUGGAAGUCAUGGGCUUGUCGUGCAAUGAAAACGUUUCCAGAACUUCCGCCGAUUCGAAGGUGCCAUAAUUAUGUAAUUAAUACCAAGUACACUUACAGAUGUGUAGCGUGUGGAUACAGUAUUGGAAGGCAUACAAAGUCAUUGGACAUUGACCGAAAGCGGUGUGGAUACUGCUUUGGAAAAUUCGAGGUUUUGAUUAAUAAAACUAAUAAACAAGGCGAAACCAAAUCUGUUCCUGUGACGCCAAGAAAACCAAAAGGAUUUGCGUUGUUUGUCAAAGAAAAUUAUGCAAACUGUAAAACGCCAGACUUAAAGCAUGGUGAUGUCAUGAAAGUUUUGGGACAAAAAUUUGCUGACAUGAAAGUCAACAAAACUUAAUUUUGUAUAAAGACUGAUUUUAUAACAAAAACAUACAAUAAGA
This is a messenger RNA of Zophobas morio, 2284 nucleotides long. RefSeq names its product germ cell nuclear acidic protein-like. Bases 199 to 2241 code for a protein of 680 amino acids. Gene Ontology annotation, cellular component: nucleus. Lineage: Eukaryota; Metazoa; Arthropoda; Insecta; Coleoptera; Tenebrionidae. The transcript has 7 exons. The record is from RefSeq and is a predicted model, not a curated record.